AUGGGAAAACCCAUUCGCAGCGAAGCAUGCACAAAUGGUCAAAAAACACGAAGAACAUGCUUUUCAACAGCAAAUGACGCAGAAUCUGGUGCAAGCUAUCAACCUCCAGAUGAUGCAAUAUUAGGACCAGCUGUCUACCCACCAGCACGGCAAAAUCCACAGCCAAUUUAUAGACCAAACUACCAGUUUGGUUACCCUCAAGGAAAAGGCAAUAUUUUUAAUGGAGGAUAUGGUGAAUAUCAUAAUUCACAGUGGACUCUGCCACCAGCAUGGACGGAAUCAGGUGUAAUGCUUGUUCUACCAGCAGAUCCAGGCUUAUGGUCAGAUGUAAUAGCACGAUGGGAGUCUAUAACAAUCAAUAGGCUCAAUAGCCAAACAUGGACUGACAACAAAGCAAAAUUAGCCUUUGUUGAAAAUCUUCUUGGAGAAAGCGAAAAGUUAAUGUGGCAACAAUGGCGAACGGCAUACCCAGAUGUAUAUGCUGCCCUUGAAGCAAUCGCAGAUGAACCACAGAAUAUAACAUCACAAGUUAGGCAGUUAAUAUUGUUAGAAGAUCCAUACCGAGGCUCAACUGAUGAACAAGACAGAGCCUACAGAGAUCUAGACAGAAUAACUUGUGAAGAAACCAAGAACUUGUGGACAUUCUUGGAGGAUUUCAGGCAGUUAGCAAUAAAGUCUGGAAGGCUGUACUUCCCCUCAACAACAGAAAAACUUUUUGCUAAACUUCCACCUUCUCUAUCCAAGAAAGUUGAAGAAUCAUUUAAAGCCAGGUACCCUGGUCUAAGUUCAGGAGUUCUGCCUGCAAUCAAAUUCACUCAUACUUUCAUCUCAGAAAUGUGCAAAGAUGAUGUGCUUGCCAAAGAGCUUAGAGAUUUAUCUCUUUGUUCAGCCAUACCAAUUCCUGGUUAUUACAAAAACAACAGGAAAAAGUAUGGAAUGAGGAAGUCGAAGACUUACAAAGGAAAGCCACAUGGUUCUCAUGUAAAGCCAUUCAAAAGAAAGUACAAAGAUGACAGAGGACGAGUCAAGAAAUGCAAAUGCUUUAUUUGUGGAAAGGAAGGGCAUUUCGCAAAAGAUUGCAAAAGCAAGCAAGGAAACAUUGCAAGAUCAGCUGUCUAUCAAGAACUGGAUCUUGAUGACAACUGGGACAUUGUCUCAGCAGACUUUGAUGACACCAUUGUCUAUAGUAUAUCAGAAGGAGAAGGCGAUACCCAUCAAAGCAUCAGUGUUAUGGUCCAAGAUACUCCAUUUAAAGAAGCAGCUUUCACAAUAACACAUGAAGAUAAUGAAAGUAGCAGCGAAGAUGAAAGAGAGGAUAUCCAACAUAGUCAUUAUGCUUUCAUGUUCCAUCCAGGACCACCAACAAAAAUAGCAGAUAUGGUUCAAUCCGUAGGAUCGUGGAAACCAAGCAAAGAAUUGCCAGCUCAAAGUAAAAACUACGUGUCAAGACUUAACUGUCCCAAUUGCCAACUCACAACAUGUGCUCUUUGCGCCAAAAAUUAUCUUGGCAAAACAGUUAACGUUAAGAAAAAACAGCAGAUUAAGCCGGAAGAAGAAAGUGACUUUACCAAUAGGGAAAUAAAGCUUCUCAAAGAACUUUUGAAAGAGAAGACGGAGCAAAUGCAGCAGAUGAUUAAGGAUCAAGCCAAAGAGUUUUAUGAGACCAAGGCAGAAAUACAAAAGAGAGAGGAAGCAUGGCAGCUUGAAAAAGGCUUGCUAACAAAAGAUCUCACAGAUACUCUUAAGAUAAUCGAUCAGCUUAAAGCUGAACAAGUAAGGCUUGAAGAACAAAAGAACGAAGAAAUAAGAAGGCUGAAGGAGCAACUACAAGAAAGGAAGGAAGAAAGGGAAAAGCCUCAAUUCCCUAAAGAAGAAUUCCCACCGUUAAGCGAACUUCAUGUAGCAAGGCCCUUCAUGGAAGCAGAGAUUCAUUAA
Messenger RNA from Lactuca virosa, 1935 nucleotides. The record is from the annotation of a GenBank genome assembly. NCBI's taxonomy places the organism in Eukaryota, Viridiplantae, Streptophyta, Magnoliopsida, Asterales, Asteraceae.